GUCUUUCUCGCUGUAUUCUAAUAAAACGUGUUCAGUGGGAGGGUUUUUGUGCUCUGCAGCAUUGGUUUCCCUUUAGUCUCUCUCUCUCUCUCUCUCUGCGCGACAGUGUGAGACACCCACAGGAUGUUCCCCGCUCGCUGUGCGGUGGCCUGCGUCGCGUUGACGCUCCUCAGCCUCGGCCGCCUCGCCUGGAGCGCUGUGAAGAUAAUCCAGCCCUACCGAGUGGUGAGCACCAACGGUACGGCCCGGGUCCAGUGCUUCCUCCAACACCGGCCCUCCAACCCCCGGAUCCAGCCGACCUACGAACAAACCCCGGCGUACCCGCACCCGGAGCCCGAGGAGCUGCGCGUGACUCUCCUGAAGGGCCUCCGCGGCACCCGCCAGUUCUGCUCGUCCUUCCUCAGCGCCACCGGGCAGAGGGAGACAGCCGAGGAGACGGAGGGAGAGUGCUCCGCCCGGGUGACAGAGGGCGCCGUGGAGGUGACGCUGUCCGGACUGAAGGCCGCGGAUACAGAUAUGUAUCGCUGCGAGAUAGAGGUCUUCUUCCCACCGCCGUACCUGCGGCUCACCGGCAACGGGACGCUGCUGCACGUGUCAGGCAGCUCCGACUGUCCCGUGCCCGGGCCUCGGAGACAGAUUGCACAGCGGCGUGACGGUGAGGAGGGUGAUGCGGGGGAUGAGAGGAAGGCACCUGUCAGUGUUCCCGUGGUUGUACUGGUGACACUCGUCAUGUUUGUCCUCAUCAUCAUCAUCUACUUCCAGGCCGUGCAGUGCAAACAAGGGAGGCGGGAGGAUGUCAGGCUGGUGCCUGGAGUGCUUCACAAGGUGGACGCUGCUGCAUUUGCGUGUUAAAACUUUGCAGGAAACACCCACUGAAUAUUCCCACCGGGCUCAUUGCGUCAGCCGUUGAUUUUGAAUGGAGAGUUUGGGGAUUACAGGGUUGGUGUUGACAAUUCAUUUAAAACUACCUCUGUUUUGAUUUGAGGUUUUUUAUGUGGUUAUCUUAUUGAGGAUAAAAAAAAAAUGUUUACAUUGUUGUAAACACAAGAAGUGAAACACAUGUGGGGCUUGAUUCUUAAAGGUUAUCCUUUAAAUUACAAAACUGAAAUGCUUGAAGUUAAACUUAAAAAUGCAGAUGAAAAUGUGACGCAAACAGGAAUUUGUUGUUUUUUGUUGUCAGUUUAUUUUGUUGCCAUUGCACUGCAGCAAAAAAUAAUGUUGGAUAUAUUUUAUUGAACUUUAAAUUGAAGUUUUGUGGAACGUAUUAUACUUUUUUUAAUACCUGAAUACAUUUUUCUUUUUUCACAAUUCUCCAUUAACCAAUAACACAACUGAACAAAGCAACAGAGUGAAGAUAUAAAAAGUGGUUCAAAUGUCAUUAUGGAUGCUGAAUAAAAUAACAAAUAAGU
This is a messenger RNA of Pungitius pungitius (ninespine stickleback), 1409 nucleotides long. RefSeq names its product CD28 molecule (gene cd28). Lineage: Eukaryota; Metazoa; Chordata; Actinopteri; Perciformes; Gasterosteidae. The coding region runs from base 124 to 852 and encodes 242 amino acids. Gene Ontology annotation, biological process: T cell receptor signaling pathway; regulation of T cell proliferation. The record is from RefSeq and is a predicted model, not a curated record. Gene Ontology annotation, cellular component: external side of plasma membrane. The transcript is spliced from 5 exons.